AUGAAAAAUGUAUUGGUUGUUUGGUUAUUUAUUAUAACAAUUUCAUUAACAUUAAAUGGCAAAUCACAUCUUAAAUUUCCUUUUGCUUCAUCAAAUUUUGCAGAUAAAUUUAUUCCAGUAGAUCCUGAAGAAUUAGAAAUAGCUAAAGAACAGGCUAAAGAAAUGCAUGCUUUUCCACUUGAUGAACUAGAUCCAAUUCAUUGUACAGGAAGAGGGCCUGAUUACAACAAUCCUGAUAAUUUAAAUAUUAAUGAUGUUUUGGGUGAUUACUCUUUGACUUUGAUUGAUUCUUUAAAUACAUUGGUUGUUGUUGGAAGUAAAGAUGCUUUUCAUAAAGCUGUUAAGCUUGUAAUUGAGACUGUUUCUUUUGAAAAAAAUGUUACUGUUCAAGUGUUUGAAGCAACUAUAAGAGUUAUUGGCUCUCUCCUUUCUGCACACAUGAUCUUAACUAACGAAAAUCCUUUUCAUGGCGAUUUCACUUUUCCUGAGUAUGAUUCUGAAUUGCUUACAAUGGCACACGAUAUUGCUGGAAGACUUUUACCUGCUUUUAACGGAACUGGGACAGGACUUCCUUAUCCUCGUGUUAAUUUAAUUCAUGGUGUUUUGCCCGGUACUUCGAAUGAAACUUGUACCGCUGGUGCUGGCUCUUUAUUAUUAGAAUUUGGUGUUCUCUCGAGGUUAUUAAAUGAUCCAACAUUUGAAGAAAAAGCGAGGAAAGUCAAUGAAAUUUUGUGGGAAUUUAGAAAUAAAGAAACUGGACUUAUGGGUAAUAUUAUUGAUAUUCAAACGGGGGAAUGGAAAAGUUUUAUGGCAGGAAUGGGAGCGGGAUUUGAUUCAUUUUUUGAAUAUUUGUUGAAGGCACAUAUUCUUUUUGGAGAAACACGUGAAUUGGAAAUGUUUAUUGGAAUGAGAAAAAGUAUAAGAGAACAGAUUAGGCGUGGACGGCCAAAAUGCAGAUUUGGAGAUGGAAAUCCACCAUUAUAUCCUAAUGUUGAUAUGCGUGAUGGAAGUAUUAUCAAUACUUGGUUGGACGCUCUACAAGCAAGUUUUGCUGGCGUUCAAGUAUUGGAUGGUGAUUUAGAUGAGGCAAUAUGUUCCCACGCGGUUUAUUAUGCAAUCUGGCAGAAAUAUGAAAUGAUCCCUGAACGCUUUAAUUGGCAUUCAAAAACACCAGAUGUUAAUUUUUAUCCGUUAAGACCGGAAUUUAUUGAAUCAACAUAUCUACUCUUUUUGGCAACAAAAAGUCCUUUUUAUCAACGUGUUGGAAUGCAAAUUGUUGACUCUUUAAAUUUACAUACUCGUUUUGGAUGUGGUUUUGCAACAGUCCACAACCUAUUCGACGUUAGCAACCCACUAAAUUGGCAUUACGAAAAAUUGUUAUUUUCAACAGAAGGGCAUACAUUCCCCAUCGUGCGAAGUUUAAGACGACACCCAGUUGGGCCAGUUUAUCAUGAUGAAACUGACACUUCAUGGUCAACAAAACCUCAAAAUUUUGGAAAUGGAACAAUUUAUCAAUCUUGCGACUCUUUACCCUUGCCGGAUGAUGUAGGUAAUAUUUUCCUGACUAAACCACUUCCAAUUUCGCCUUUCCAUUUGGGCCAGUAUUUCAGGGUGAUUGAUACAUCACUGGAUGAUUAG
Meloidogyne enterolobii is the source of this 1638-nucleotide messenger RNA. The record is from the annotation of a GenBank genome assembly. NCBI's taxonomy places the organism in Eukaryota, Metazoa, Nematoda, Chromadorea, Rhabditida, Meloidogynidae.